Molecule: messenger RNA, 1251 nt
Organism: Aspergillus calidoustus
Lineage: Eukaryota; Fungi; Ascomycota; Eurotiomycetes; Eurotiales; Aspergillaceae
Source: the annotation of a GenBank genome assembly
AUGGCCGCUGAACGCUUAAACUCCAUCCUCAGCCACCUUCGGGGCAACAAGGGUGUCGCCACUAUUACACAGAAAAACCCCGAUGAUGUCGUCAUCACCCUCUCUCUCCGCACGCCCCUCACAAAGGCCCGCAAGGGCGGUUUCAAGGACACAGACCUCGACUACCUCGUCUACGCCCUCCUCAAGGAAGUCAUCGCGAAGAGCCAGAUCGACCCUGCGCUUGUCGAGGACGUCUGUCUCGGAAACGUCAACGAUGGCAAAGCCGCCUACCUCGUGCGCGCCGCCUCCCUCGCAGCCGGAAUCCCCCACACAGCGGGCGCCUCCUCCGUAAAUCGUUUCUGCUCCUCAGGCCUAAAGGCAGUUCAGGACAUCGCGAACCAAAUUCAGCUCGGCGCCAUCGACGUUGGUAUUGCGCUCGGUGCAGAACUCAUGAGCGCGGGUGGCGACCGGCUCAACAAGCCGUUCAACGAGGAAGUUCUGAAGAACCAGGAGGCCGCGGACUGCAUGCAGCCUAUGGGACAGACGAGCGAGAAUGUGGGUAAGGACUUCAACAUCAGCCGUGCGCAGCAGGAUGUGUAUGCUGCAGAGUCGUUCCGGCGCGCGGAGGUCGCGCAGAAGGCUGGGUGGUUUGAUGAUGAGAUUGUGCCCAUUACUACAAGGGUGAAGGAUCCGAAGACUGGGGAGGAGAAGAGCGUUACACUGAGCAAGGAUGAUGGCGUGCGGUAUGGGACGACUGUUGAGUCGCUGUCGAAGAUUCGCCCUGCGUUUCCUGAUUUCGGGGAUAGGAGCACUGGUGGAAACUCCAGUCAGGUUACCGAUGGUGCCGCUGCGGUGCUGCUCAUGAGGCGCUCCAAGGCUAUUGAGUUGGGACAGCCCAUUCUCGCCAAGUUCGUCGGCGCCACAGUUGCUGGUGUCCCGCCUAGGGUUAUGGGUAUCGGGCCCACCGCUGCGAUCCCCAAGCUUUUGGAGAAGUUCAGCCUGACCAAGGAGGAUAUUGACAUCUUUGAGAUAAACGAGGCGUUUGCCUCCAUGGCUGUUUACUGCGUUGAGAAGCUGGGACUGGACCAUGCUAAGGUAAACCCGAGAGGUGGUGCAAUUGCCCUCGGUCACCCGCUGGGCGCGACCGGUGCUCGCCAGAUCGCGACGAUUCUGAGCGAGGCCAGGCGGACUAAGAAGAAGGUUCUAGUGACAAGUAUGUGCAUUGGCACUGGGCAGGGUAUGGCUGGACUGUUUGUGAAUGAGCAGCUGUAA